Closterium sp. NIES-67 is the source of this 10643-nucleotide messenger RNA. NCBI's taxonomy places the organism in Eukaryota, Viridiplantae, Streptophyta, Zygnematophyceae, Desmidiales, Closteriaceae. The record is from the annotation of a GenBank genome assembly.
CCUUGGUUUCUCCUUGUCUGUCCAUCUCUAUCAGACACGUCACGUUUUCCGUCUGCUGCCUCGGGAUAGCUUCGUUCGUUAUUCGUACCCCCGUGUAUCAGUGAUCUCUUUUCGCAUUGCCGUCUUAGCGAUUCAGCGGACUCUCGUUUGUCCGACCGUGGAUCUGAAUGACUGCGGUAACGUGGUUACCCGUCGCGAGCCCUAGCCGCCUUCCCUCGUUUUCUUCGCAAUCAGUGUCGACUCGCUUUUUCCUUAAACACCGAUUGAAAAGCGUGUGUUAUGAAGAGAGCCGCUCGUCAAAUCCGUGCUAGAGUCAGGAAGCCGGGAUGUAAGGAGACGGGUGUUUGCUAGUCCCUAGCCAACAGAAGACAUGCUUAUUUGUCUUCUCAUAGGAAAAGAGAAAGUAGACAUUUUACACCGCGGUUGUUGAUUCGUUAUAAGAGAGCGACGACCAGCUUAUAACGAGGCAAGGGGCUUAUAGCGAGUCAGCCAGCUUGUAUCGCGUACGCCAUGGAGACGAGUCGUGCGGAGCCCCGUAUUUCUGGAAUAGGGGACCGGACGGGUGACAAUGAUGGUGACUGUAACGCAUCCGGACAUUCGGCCAGGAUUGGCGGGGAGCAUGCUGACGUGGAGGUGAAGGAGCAAGGGAAGGAGGAGCAAAGAAGGGAGGAGCAGGGGAGGAAGGAGCAGGGAAAGGAGCAGCAGGGUAAAGAGGAGCAGGGGAAGGAGCAGCAGGGGAAGGAGCAGCAGGGGAAGGAGCAGCAGGGGAAGGAGCAGCAGGGGAAGGAGCAGCAGGGGAAGGAGCAGCAGGGGAAGGAGCAGCAGGAGAAGGAGCAGCAGGGGAAGGAGCAGCAGGGGAAGGAGCAGCAGGGGAAGGAGCAGCAGGGGAAGGAGCAGCAGGGGAAGGAGCAGCAGGGGAAGGAGCAGCAGGGGAAGGAGCAGCAGGGGAAGGAGCAGCAGGGGAAGGAGCAGCAGGGGAAGGAGCAGCAGGGGAAGGAGGAGAAAGGUGAGAAGGAGGAGAAGGAGGGGAGGGGGUAUGGUGACAAGAGAGAGAAGGAGGAGGAGGAGGGGAGGGGUUAUGGUGACAAGAGAGGGAAGGAGGAGAAGAAAACACUUGAGAAAGAGGGGAAAGAGGAGGAGAGCGGUGAGAAGGGGGAGCGAGAGGACAGGGAGGAGGAGAAGGGGGUCCUGCUAAAGGGGGAGGGAGUCGGGCAUGGAAAGGAGGAAGAAAAGCGAGAGGUGGAGGGAAAGGUACCUGCUAUUGAAGCAGUGGUUAAGGAAAGGAUCCAGGAGGCGGGGAAGGAGAAGCAGAAGAGGGAGGCGAGGGGAAAAGUAGGGAACGAGGAGGGAAAGGAAGGAGCGGAUGCGAAGGGAGGGAGAGAGAAGGGGGAUGCGAAGGAAACGGGUUUGAUGGGAGGGAAAGAGAAGGCGGAUGGGAAAGGAAGAAUCGGGAAGGAGAAGGAGGACAAGAAGGAGAAAGGUGAAAAGAAGGAGAAGAAAGCGGAGGAAGAAGAGGAGAAGGAGAAGAAAGAGAAGGAGGAGGAGAAGAGAGAGAGGAGGGUGGAGGUGGAGGGUAAGGGAGAGAAGGAGGAUGCGGAGAAGGAACUAGCGAAGGUUAAGGAGGCGACGAGAGAUGGGGGAGAGGAGACGAAGGGGAAAAGAAGAGGACACGAGGGAGAGGAGGCGGAGAGGAUGGAGAGGAGAGAAGCGGAGAAGGGAAAGGGGGGGAGGGAGGAUGGUGAGGUAAAGGGGGAGGGGAAAGAGGAGGAGGGGAAAGAGGAGGAGGAGGGAGAGAUUGCUUCUGAAAACCACAAAGGGGGGAAGGAGGAAGGAAGAGGCAUAGAGGCGGAAGCGGAAGGGGAGGUCGGGGAGGACGAGACUAAGAAGGGGAAGGAGAAGAGGGAGGAGAAAGUUGGAGGGGAACUCAAGAAGGAGAAGAGGAAAGAGAAGGAUGGGGAGCGGAAAGAGAAGAAGGAAGAGAAGGAUGGGGAACGGAAAGAGAAGAGGAAGGAGGAGACAGGUGAAGGGAGCAGAGCCGAGGACAGGACGGAGAAGAAGGAGAAGAAGGAAGGGGGGGAGGAGAAGAAGAAAGAGAAGAGAAAGGAGGAGAAGAAGGAGAAGAGAGAUGAGAAAGAUGAGGCGAGGCGAAAAGAGAGGAAGCGGGAGAGGAGGGAGGAAAAGCGGGCGGAGGAGAAAGGAGAGGGGAAGAGAAAGGAGAGGAAGACAGAGGAGGGCCAGGAUGUGAAGAAGAAAGAAAAGAAGGAGAAGAAGGAGAGAAGGCGGAGUGAGCAGCCCUUAAGCCCUGGUCAUUCAGGGAGAAGCAUCGAGGUGAGGAAUGAAGGCUUUAAGAGCCCUGAUCAUACUGCAAAAGGCUCUGAUCAAGGAGCGAAAUCCUUAGCCGAUGCGCUGAAGAGUCCUGACGCUUUAAAGAGUCCUGACGAUCCAAAGACCCCUGGAGUCGAGUUAAAGAAUCCUGGGGAUUUCAAGAGUCCCGGGGAGGGUGUAAGGAGCCCUGUAGAGGGAUUGAAUAAUGCUGAGCAGCCAGAAGGAAGCCCAGAUUUGCUUAGAGGGAGUGUUGAUAUGUCCGUGAAUAUGGAUGGUUGCUCUAAAGGAAGCCCGGGUCAGUCCUUAGCGAGUAUGGCCAGUCCUGGGGUAAAUAGUGUGGAGGAGGGAGAGAAGAAGGGGAGUGUGGAAGGGCGGGGGGAAAAGAGCGAGGAAGGGAAGGAGGGGAGGAGGAAGGAGAAGGGUAAGGAGGAGAAGGAGAAAAGGAGAGAGGGGAAGAGGGAAGGGAGGAGCAAAGUGGAAAUAGAGGAGGCUAGAAGGAGAGAGGAGAGGAGAGAGAGGAGGAGGAAGGAGAAGCGGGAGAGGAAGGAGGCGAAGAAGGGGGAAGGGAAGGCGGAAAAUGAGGGGAAGGGGAAGAAAUGUGAGGAGAAUGAGGGUAAGGAGGUCGAGGGUAAGGUGGUUGAGGGUAAGGCGGUUGAGGGUAAGGCGGUUGAGGGUAAGGCGGUUGAGGGUAAGGCGGUUGAGGGUAAGGAGGUUGAGGGUAAAGGGGAGAAGCCAAAUAGAGAAGAGGUGAGAGAAGAAGCGAACGAGGAGGGGAAGGAGAGAUCGAAGGGUAGUGACGAACAGAAGAAGAAGGAGGGGGGAUUGGGGGAGGAGAGGGAAAAGGAGAGGAGGGAAGAAGAGGUGGAGAAGGAGGAGGGUAGGGAAGAAGGGGGGAGGGAGGGAGGGAAGAGAGAAGAGAAAGGGGGGGGAAAGGUAGGGAGGGGAAAGACGGCGAGGGAAGAGGAGGAGAAAGCAGAGGAGACUGCAAGGGAGAAGCCAGAGUCUGCUUUUGAGUCGACUCAAAAGCAGACUGCGAUGGAGCAUCCAGAGGAGAAAGCGGAGGGGAAAGCAGGGAGGGAAUCAAAGGAGAAAGCAGAUAAGAACGCGGCGGGUAAACUAGAGGAGAAAGCGGAGGGGAAAGCCGGGGAGGAUGCAGAGGAGAAACCCGAUAAGACAGCGGAGGGGAAAGCAGAGGAGAAAGCAGGGGAGAAAGCAGAGGAGAAAAUGCAACUAGUGACAGCUGAGCACAAUGAGAAGAAAUUCUGCUGUGAUGGCGAUGGGGAGGAGGCAGUAAUUGGACAAAAGUGUGCUGCCACGCCUCGAUACGCGAUCCAAAGAAGGGAGAGUGAGCUUCUGGUGCUUGGAGUGGAUACCGCUGAUGAUGCCAUGAGGCGGGGUGAGUUGUCGUGUGUCACAAGAGAGCCUGCCUUUGAGUCGACUCAAAAGCUUUUGGUGCUUGGAUCGGAUGCUGCUGAUGCCAAGAGGCAGGGUGAGUUGUCGUGUGGCACAAGAGAGGAGCUUCAGGCAAGCACGAGCAGAGAGAGCAACCCGAGAGAGGAGCUUCAGAGGCUAAGGGACGGGGAAGGGGAAGCGAGUAAGGAAAGAAGAGGACGGAAAGAGGACGAGCGGCAAAGGGAGGAGAGGAAGGAGGAGGGGAGAGGGAGCAAGGAGCAUGAUGAAGACCGUCUAAGAGAAACGAGCUCGGGUGGUGAGGGGCAGCAAGAGGCGCAAGUCGCGGGGGUGAAGGGUGGUAUAAACGAAGGUGUGAGUAAAGACGAAGUGGUGGAAGGGGUGGCAGCAGCAGGAGAGACAGGGCUAACUACCACUGCACCUGCUGGCACUACUGCUCCUGCUUCUCCUGCUGGCACUGCUGCUCCUGCUGGCACUACUGCUCCUGCUGCUCCUGCUGGCACUACUGCUCCUGCUGCUCCUGCUGGCACUACUGCUCCUGCUGCUCCUGCUGGCACUACUGCUCCUGCUGCUCCUGCUCGCACUGCUGCUCCUGCUGCUCCUGCUGGUGAUCCCAUUGUGGCGACCCGCGGGCCUGCUGCUGUCCCUGUUGUUGCACCUCCCACCCAUGCAGUAGCUGCUACAGCCGAAACCCCUGCUACAGCUGCAACCUGCGCUACAGUUGCACCCCGCGCUACAGCUGCAACCCCUGCUACAGCUGCAACCCCUGCCACUGCUACAGCUGAAGCAGAUGCCCCUGCUGCUGCCUCUGCUGCUGCACCUGUCCCUGCCCCUGCCCCUGCCCGUACCCCAGCUCCUGCCAUUGCUCCUGCUGCUGCCUUAUCUGCUCAAUCCCCCACCGCAGCUGGAGCCUUGAAGUCUGGUCCCGAAUCCGCUGUUCCCACUCCUGUGAAUGUUUAUGCUGCUCCUCCUCCUGCUCCUCCUCCUGCCCCUCCUCCUGCUUCUCCUCCUGCUCCUCCUUCUGCUUCUGCUCCUACUGCUCCUCCUACUGGUUCUGCUCCUGCUGCUUCCGCUCCUAUUGCUAAUGCUGCUACUGCUCCUACUGCUUCCGCUCUUUCUCCUCCUCCUGCUGCUGCUGCUGCCGCCGCUCCUGCUGCUCCUCCUCCGGCCCCUGCUUCUGUUCCUGCUCCUGCUACCUCUGGGAGUGCUGCUCCUCCUGCUCUUCCUAGUGCUCCCGCUGCCUCUGGUGCUGCUCCUACUCUAGAAAAUCCUCAUUCUACUGCUCUUCCUGCCGCUGCUCCUCCUGCUGCCUCUGCUCCUGCUGUUUCUGGUGGUGCUGCUGCCAAAUCUCCUGCUGAGCUCAGUCUGACAGAAUCAAAUCCUUCCACGGCAAUAUCAUUGCCGUUGGCAGCAUCUGCACCGGCAGUAGCAUCAGUGUCGGCUGUAGCAUCGGCACCAUCAUCACCAGCUGUAGCAUCGCUGCCCAGUGUACCAAUCGCAGCAGCUGUAGCACAGGGGGAGACUGUGGGCAAGACUGCUGCAGCUGUUGCGGCAGCCAAAAUUUUAUCCUCUAACGGGGGGGCUGAUGCUGCUGCACAUGAUAAAGCUGCGGGAAAUGCUUCUGCAGAUGUUACAGCAGACAGCAUUUUAUCCUCUGACGGGGGGGCCUAUGCUGCAGCAGGAAAUGGUAGAACAGUCACUGCUGCUGCAAGUGGUGCGGUUAAGCAAGCUGCUGCUACAAAGGAUGCUACAGCUUCUGCUGCUACAAAGGAUGCUAGAGCAGCUGCUGCUACAAAGGAUGCUAGAGCAGCUGCUGCUACAAAGGAUGCUACAGCAGCUGCUGCUACAAAGGAUGCUAGAGCAGCUGCUGCUACAAAGGAUGCUACAGCAGCUGCUGCUACAAAGGAUGCUACAGCAGCUGCUGCUCCUAGCCUUUCUGCUGCUGCACCAGAUGCUGCUGAUGCUGGUGCUAGAGCUGCUACAGCUGCUACAUCCACUACUGCCGCCACAGCUGGUGCAGGGAGUGGUUUAGUGAAGAGGGUGGGUAUCUUGACACCUGCAGCAGCGACAGCUAAGACCGUUACUACAGCCUCCACAGCUGCUGCUGUUGCUACAGCUGCAGCUGCUACAGCUGCAGCUGCUACAGCUGCUGCUGCGGCUGCCACUGGUGCUGCUUCUGCCGCGAUCUUUCCAACUUCAGUAAGAGCUGCUGAUUGCUUAUCAACAGCAAUGGCUACACCUGUUACUGCUAUAGAUGUCACUGCUACAGAUGUCACUGCUACAGAUGGUGCUUCUGCUGAUUUUGUUGCUACAGAUGUUGCUGCUACAACUUCCAUUCCAAAAGCAGCAGCUUCAGUCGCCAGCAACACCCCUGCCACCCGCACAGAUUUUAUCACUGCCAAAGCCACCACCACCACUGCUGCUGCUGCUGCUACAGCCGCCAACACCGCCCCUCGUACAGAUGUUAUUGUUUCCAAAGCCACCACCACCACUGCUCCUGCUGCUGCCGCCGCCACUGCUACUGCUGCUGCUGCAACAGCAGGUAUUACUGCUACAAAUGCCACCACCACCACUGCUGCUGCUGGAGAUGUCACUGAUUCUAAAGCCGCCAACACCACUGCCCCUCAUACGGAUGUUAUUGCUGUUAAAGGUACCACCGCCACUGCUGCUGCUGCUGCUACAAGUGUUGCUCCGAGUAAAGCUGCCACCAAUAAUAAUGCUGCUACAGGUGUUUCGGCUCCAGACAUCACACCCACCAUAACUCAGGCUCCUCAUGGCACUAGGCCAGCCAUCCCCCCCGCUACAGCCGCAACCCCCCCGGCUCCCACUCCCCCUGCUACAGCCACCAGGCUCCCUCCUGCUGAAGCCACUGCCCUUGCCACACCUUCCCCCAUUAUCUCUGCUGCAUCUCACACUCUACCUGUUACAUCUCCCCACCCCGCUGCUACAGCCGCCUCCAUUCCUGCGACAGCUGCUGCUCCCCCUGCUACAACCGCCACUGCCCUUGCUCCAUCUAUUACUCCCCCUGCUACAGCUACCGUUCCGCCUGCUACGGGAGCCAUUGCCCCCGCUACAGCCGCUAUUUCCCCUGCGACAACCACCAUCUCCCUUGCUACAACUCCCAUCAGACUCCCUGCGACAACCCGCACCCCCCCUGCCACAUCUCCCGCUGUUCCUGCUACAGCCGCCAUCUCCCCUGCUGCUACUCCCAUCAGUCUCCCUGCUACAGCUGCCACUCCUGGUGCAUCUCCCAUUUUUCGGGCUACAUCCGUGAUUUCCCCUGCUACAACCACCACUGCUCCUGCUACGUCUACCACCAGUCUCCCUGCUGCAUCUCCCACUCCCACUCCCCCUGCCACAACUCCUCCUCUUCCCGCUACAGCUGCCAAACCUCCCGCUACAGCCGCCAAAUCUCCCGCUACAGCUGCCAAACCUCCAGCUACAGCCGCCAAAUCUCCCGCUACAGCCGCCACCUCUCCUGCUACAGCCGCCAGGUUUCCUGCUACAGCCACCACCUCUCCUGGUACAGCAGCAGGCGUACCACAAGGUGAAGGAGUUGCACAAGGGGAAACCACCCUGACAAGAUCAGCAGGAGAACCAGCAGUAGCAGCAGCAGCAGCUGAAUCAACAGCAGCAGCACCAGCUGUUCGAACAGCGGUGGAACCACCAGCAGCAGCACCGCCGGCAGCAGCAGCAGCAGCAGCAGCUGAAUCGACAGCCAAUGAUUCACGGAAAAUCAUCCUUUUCCCAGGGAACACGCCUCCUCCUCCCUUCUCACUCCCCUCCUCCUCCGCCCAUCCCUCCUCCUCCCACCCUGCCAUUUCCACACCCUCUCCUCCUCCUCCGCACGCUCUCCCUCCUCCCGCCGACCCCCCAUCUGCCAGACCUUCUCCUGGCCUCUCUUCCCUUGGGACUCUAGAGCUGGCUGCAAAGCAACCAGCACUCCACUUAUCCCCGCCUUUGGGUCAAGAGCUGGCUCAAAACCCCCCUGCACUCGACCUGUUCCCCCCCGUGCUGCCGCCUCCUUUCCGUGUGGCCAUCUCGCUUACUCCUGAGGAGGUAGAGGCGGACUUUCGGGCGAUCACAGGUCAACCACCGCCACAACUGCCUCUGAAGAAGCGAAGGAAGCUAGAAGCGAAUGGGUGGAUUGGAGUAGCACCAGCAGGCGCCAACAAACUGCUGCCACUUGCAGAAGAGCCUUCUGAGGAGCUGCCGUCUCAGAGCAACAGCAGCAGGGGCAUGGGGCUCCCUCCUGAAUUGGUGCGUCCUCUUGACUCGAUGCGAGAAUCGCCCGGAAAUGUCUUGGAUGGGCAGGUUGGUCUGGCAGCGCUGCCUUUGGCUGCAGCAGAACGGGGCAACCAAGAUGGUCUGUUGUCUACUGAUCAGAAUGAUCGGAAUGAUAGAAGUGAUCAAAAUGAUCAAAAUCAUCAAAAUGAUCGAAAUGAUCGAAAUGAUCGAAAUGAUCAAAAUGAUCGAAACGGUGUGUCGUGCAAAGAGAGGGAGAGCGGCUGGCAGGGUUCGAACCCACUCUUGUCCCUCCCUUUGUCGCUGCUCCAUCCUACCUUAAAGCCCCCGGUUCCCAAGCAUCACCAUCACCAUCAGCAGCAGGAGCAGGAGCAUGAGCGUGGGAUUGGGGAGGCUAGAAUGGCUGCUUUGACAGCAGUGGAGGCAGGAGCAGCUCGAGAGGAUAAGGCACGAGGAGCGGUAGGCUUUUUUGCCGCCGCCGCCGCUGCUGCUGCUGCUGCUGCUGCUCCUCCUGCUCCUGGUGCUGCUUCUGGUGGUUUUGCUUCCACGGCUGUAGUUGGAAUGCAGAUUGAUAGUAUUGGGAGGGCUACUGUAGGGGAUAUUGAGGAGGGGGGUAUGUCUAGCGUGUUGCCUGGUGUGGAGGCAGCUUAUAGCGAGGAUAUGAAGAGGGGGCUAGAACCAGAUUUUAGGAGGACUAAUGGGGGCGGUAUGAAGGGGGGAGGAGAAGGGGAGGAUGUGGGAUUCGUAGCAGGAGGAGUGGGGAAGAGAGACAAGGAAGUGGAAGGGGUUGGCGGUGGGAGGAAGGAGAAGGAGGGGAGGAAGAAGAAGAAGAAGCAUGAGAGGGAUCGGGAGGGGAGAGGGGAGGGGAAAGGGGAGGAGAAGAGUGAGGGGAGGAAGGAAGGGAAAGGGGAGAGCAAGAGGGAAGGGAAGCAUGAAAGGGAUGAGAAGAGGGAAAGGAAAAUGAAGAAGCAUGGGAGAGUGGAGGGAGGGGAAGAGAGGAUGGAGGGUAGGGUGGUUGUGGAGGAGGGGAGGGUGAGGAUAGCAGGGGCAGGAGCAGGAGUAGGAGCAGCAGCAGGAGGAGCAGGAGUAGGUGAAGGUGCUUGUGUAGCAGCAGGAGUGACGGGAAGUGUGGCAUCAGGGGAUCAACAACGAAGGGAGGUGGAGAAGGAGAGAGGAGAGAAAGAGAGGAAGAGGGACAAGGAGAGGAAGGAGAGGGAGCGCGAGGAGGAGAGGGAGCGCGAGAAGGAAAGGGGAGAGAAGGAGAGGGCGCGCGAGAAGGAGAAGGCUAAACAGACGGGGAUUGUGAGCGAGAUGGAGAAGGAAAAAGAGGAGGUAAGAGAGAAGGAGAAGGAGAGAGAGCGGGAGAAACGGCUAGUGGAUGUGGGGCUUUGUGCUGUGCUUGCCAAACGGCCGCCAGGAAGACAAUCAGAGUUUGGGGAGGGGGAGGGGGAUGAGGAGCGGAGGAGAGGAGGAGCGAAGGAGCAGGGGGCAGAGGAAGCAAGAAGAGAUGGGACAGGGGAGGUAGAGGAGGGGGGUGGAGAUGCUUGGGGACAGGAGAGGGAGAGAGAAGGUGGAGAGGAGGAGAAGACUGAGAGGGGGAAGGGUAAGAGAGAGGAAGUGAAGGAAGAGGAGGAAAGGGAGGAAGGGAAGGGGAGGAGGGACGAUGAUGCUAGUUCGGAUGAGGAUUUCCCGGGGGAUUACCGGGAAGGGCAGGCUCGGAUGAGGCGGAAAGAGGCUCGGAAACGGCGGAGGAGGUUCGGGGAAUAUGGCAAUGGAGAGGAGGAAGAGGAGGAGGAGGACGACGAGGACGAGGUGGACGGGAUGGAUGGGAUGGGGAUGGGAGAGGAGGAGGGACAGGGGGGAGGUGCAGGGAUGGGUGGAUUGUUAGGGUCUGCGUGGUUCUUAGGAGUAGCAGCCGGGGGACUAGGAGCAACAGGAAUAGGAGCAUCUGCGAAUUCUUCCCCCUCUGCUACUGCUGCAGCAGCAGGAGCAGCAGGGGGAGCAGCACUGGGAGGGGCGCCAGGGUCAGUGCCAAAGAGAAGGCGAAGCUCGAGAAUAGCAGAGAGGGUGGAGAAGCGCACCUGGCGAUCCAUGGAUCUCGGAUGGGUGGCUGGUGCUGCUGCUGCCGCUGCUGCUGCCGCUGCCACUGCCGCCGCUGCUUCUGCCGGUGCUGGUGCUGGUGGCGGGCAUAAUGCGAGUUCUAGGGGCGGGAGGAAAGGAGCAGGGGUGGGAGUGCCUGGGUUCCGGCAUCCGGGGGUGCCGGGAGUGAUGGUGAUGAUCCCGCCUGCGGAAAUCGUAUCGGAUUUUGUACAGAUCACGGGGAAUCCGCCGCCGCCGCCCAAGAAGGGGUACCGCUACUGGCGGAACUUCAUUCCUUUUCAGUGCUUGGAUGGCCUGCCCAAGGGACAUGACUGGGCUAAGGGCUACCCCUGGCCGCUUGUGCCCAAACCAUGAACUGCGUUAUGCUGAGUGGUGACCUUGUUGUUGCCAUCAUGGGCUUGAUUUCCCCGUCGUUUUUUAGUCACUCAGAUGUGGUUGGAGCUUUCUCUUAUAAAUGGGUUGUAUGUUUAGACCUCGAGUGGUAUUUGUUUUACACAGUUGAAUGAGGGUUAUUGUGAUGAAGCGCAAAGGUUGUGUGUCGAAGGAUUGAUUAACGAGGAAAC